This is a messenger RNA of Symbiodinium sp. CCMP2456, 249 nucleotides long. NCBI's taxonomy places the organism in Eukaryota, Dinophyceae, Suessiales, Symbiodiniaceae. The record is from the annotation of a GenBank genome assembly.
AUUGCGGGCAUGUUGCUGCAAGCAGGUGCUAGCAAGGAUGUGCAGGACCUGCGCGGCAACACGGCCCUCCACCGGGCGUGCCGGAGCGGCCACACGGAGCUUGUGGAUUUACUGCUGAAGGCACGCGUCAACAGUGAUGUCAGGAACCGGUUCGAAUUUACAGCCCUCGACCUGGCCUCCAAGUUUGGCCAUGCUGGGGCUGUGGACCUGCUGAAAAGACAAGAAUCCAGGAAGCGUCGGAAGCUGUGA